GAGAGAGGAAGCGGCAGCAAAGAGGAACCCAGACUUUUGGCCUCAACAGCAGGCAGGAUGUGAAGUAAAAAGCAGAAUCGAAAACUGACUGGGGGAUGAGCUUGAAGGCUCUAGAGCGGAUGUGAUCAGAUGUUUAAAGCAUGUCACCAUAUUAAUGAGUCAAAUUAAUUUGGGACUUUAUAAAAUAAUGUUGCAUUAAGGUAAAGCUGCAAAUGGUAGGAGUGGAAAAAAGUCGAAAUACAGUCCUGUAAGCUCACAGACAAAAAAAAUCUAUCAAACCUUGAAAAUAUGACGUGCAGGAGAAACAAAAAAAUUAUUUUACCACCUGGAAAACUAGAGCAAAUCCAAACAAUAGCACAGGGGAUUCUGGGUAAAUAUGAUCAGGAGAAAUGGCUUGCUUUCUUUUGCCAAAGAAAACAAAGGCAGAAUCCUACAUCUAAAAUUUGUUGGAACUAUUUGUUUUACAUUUUUGUUAAUCGGAAAGUUGCACUCAGUGUCACCUUCUACAUUCACAUCAGCUGUUUAAUCCGCUUUAAUCCAACUCUAGUUUGCUUCUCUAUAAAGUCUGGUUCAUUUGGGGGAAUGUGGAUGAGUAAUACAACUGUGAUGUGGACCAAAAAAAUCAAACUCUCCUAAAAACCCGGGUCUCGGUAUGGUUGACGUAAAAUCUGGUGCUGUUUAAAUGCAGAAGUAAAAGCAAAACGAACCAGAGACCGCUCCAAAAGCAGGAAGUGGACUGCAACCCAAGGGAUUCUGGGUAAAUGCAACCAAAGUGAACAUGAGAGUCUACUAUUACAGGGAGAAACGGGUUGUGGUCUUUACCAAAGAGAAAUCAUUCAACCGCUAAAAUUUGACGCUACUGUUUACAUUUUAUGAGGAAAGAAGUUAUGCUGGUCUUCUCCUGAGGUUAUGGCCUUUCCUUCAGUAGUUGUUGGUGCAGCGCCACCCCAGGCAAGGAGGGGAACAGUUGAUCAAUUAGUUUGGAUGUUUGAUAUGGUGCAGUGUGAAAGUGAAUGCACCAGCUGAAAAUUUUGCAAUUUUGGUCCCAAGUCAAACAGCCUACCGGUCUAUCGAGUGUAAAAACAUCCUAAAAUAGAAACGAAGAAGUGAUAAAAAGUUAAAAAAAAUAACUAAAAGUCCAAAAGCCAUAUCAGUAACAAUUUAGUAUCUAAAAUUUAAUAUCCUCCAAGAAUCGUUUUUAUAGUGUACAGAUUUCGCUGAAUUUCCGUGUAGUAGAUGGACUCAGACCCCAUGUUGAACAACAGAACCUUCACUGAUGCAGUGAAAUCCAGUCUGAUACCGUUACACCAGACCAGCAGCUUUUUGUGCCUUUAAAUUGAAUUAAUCUGCAUUAAACCCGGUGAUUGAUCAGCGGCGGUGGCUCCCCGCCCUCCUUACCCGCUCCUCCUCCCCUCACACGCGGCCCUACUGGCUGCUCGCCCCCUCCCCCUCGCUUCCAUCAUUUUCCCAUCCCUUCCCCUCAACAAACAUGGCCGCGAAAUCUGAUGGUGCUCCUGCCUCUCCGCGAAACGAAAUCCCACCCGAGUGUCCCGCCCGGUCCGAACCGGCACCGCCGGAGCGCCGAGUGAGCGAGCACCGGUACAGCCUGCAGGACUUCUGCUGGACCCUCUGCGUCCUGCUGGUGUUUUUCUCGGACGGGGCCUCAGACCUGUGGCUGGCUGCCGACUACUACCUGCGGAGGGAGUACUGGUGCUUCGCCUUGACUCUGGUCUUUGUGAUCGUCCCGUCCGUGGUCGUGCAGGUGUUGAGCUUUCGGUGGUUCGCCUAUGAUUUCACGGAGUCCGUGGAGAGCGGCACGGCGGCGGCGGCCGUGGUGGCGGCGGCGGCGGGCGCCGAGGGAGGCGACUUCAGCACCAAGGACAGCGGCGAGUGGGGCGCUGGCCGGGCCGCCGCGGUGCUGCCGGGGCCGACCGGCGGGGGCCGAGUCCGGGGCUGCUGCAGAGCCUUCAUGUGGGUCUUUCAAGCCCUCAUUCACAUUUUGCAGCUGGCGCAGGUCUGGAGGUACGUCCACGCCUUGUACUUGGGGGUGCAGAGCCGUUGGCAUGGCGACCCUGAGCGGCGCCACUACUACUGGCGGAUGAUGUUUGAGAGCGCGGACAUCAGCAUGCUGCGUCUGCUCGAGUCCUUCCUGAAGAGCGCUCCUCAGCUGGUGCUGCAGCUCAGCAUCAUGAUCCACACCAGUCAGGUUCUACCUCUUCAGGGGAUUUCUGCCUCCGCCUCGCUACUGUCCCUCGCCUGGAUGAUCUCGUCCUACCAGAAAGUCCUGAGAGACUCGAGAGACGACAAGCUCCCCAUGACCUACAAGGCUGUGAUGGUCCAGAUCCUGUGGCACCUGUUCACCAUCGGUGCCCGGGCGCUGGCCUUCGCCCUCUUCGCCUCUGUGUUCCAGCUUUACUUUGGCAUUUUCAUCAUGGCGCACUGGUGCAUCAUGACCUUCUGGAUCAUCCAAGGCGAGACGGACUUCUGCAUGUCCAAGUGGGAGGAGAUUAUCUAUAACAUGAUGGUGGGCAUCGUGUAUAUUUUCUGCUGGUUCAGCGUCAGAGAGGGCCGCACGCGCUGCAGGUUGCUCAUCUACAGCCUGACGGUGUUCGUGGAGAACGUGGCGCUCACCGCCGCCUGGUUCAUGUACCGCGGCGCGGCCGAGCGUCACGGCGGCCCGGACUUCUACGCCGUCGUCAUGGUGUGCAUUGUGGCCAGCAGCUACGCGCUUGGCACCUUUUUCAUGUUUGUGUAUUACUGCCUGCUGCACCCUGACGGCUCCAUGUCCGGGUGGGGCUACAUAGCGGAGAAGGAGUUUCCCGUGGAGGUGCUGGCGUCGCCGACCUCCAGCCUCCCGCCGGAUCUAAUCGGCAGCCCGCCGAGGACCCUCCAGAGAACUAAAGGCUUGGACAGGGAGCCUGGGGUGGACGGAGACGUGUUUAAGGUGCGCCCUCCGCGGGGCGCCAAGCCCCCUGUGCCUCACCUCAAACCCAGGACAGAGGGCCCCGUCAUCCGAAUAGACCUACCGAGAAAGUUAUACCCGGCAUGGGACGCUCAUUACAUCGACCGACGGCUGCGUAAAACCAUCCUGGUGCUGGAGAGCGCAGCCCCAGUGACGCCGAGGAUUCAAUACCGCUGCCUGAGCACAGCCAAAGAAGUGAUGGAGUACGAAACCACCGUGUGAUGUGCCGGAGUUGCUGUGACUCAGCUGGACAUCCCGCCUUAAAGUGAAGAUGGCAGGAGGAACUGCUGUCAGUGCACAGUCUGUUUCAGCUCCGUGACCUCCGAUUGCUCUCUGUGCUGAAGAAGAGAGAGGUGGAGGAAUGCGUCUUUAUGUUCUGCUAGAAAAAAGAAGGGUUUAAAAGAAAUUAUGUUGUGUAUACGGCUGGGCGAUAAAUAAAUUUUUGAAUAUUUAAUUUCAAAAUUGAUAAGUUUUGGAAUUAAAUAUGCACUCCUUGGGUGACGUCAGCGUGCCCAAGCAUUUUGUUUCUUGUUUUAUUUGGAUUUUGGAAUCAGGUCUUCUAUAUAGAAUUAAGACCAGCCCACAAAUUUAUUUUUUAAUUACGAGAAUAAAUUCAUGUUUUUCAAACACAACAAAACAACAGAAAAAUUAAAAUGAGGAAUGCUGAGUAUCUUGCGAAGUUAUACUUUGGAAUAGGUUUUAACAGAUAAUACUUAAUAGAAAUACUUAACCUUAUAAACACAUCAGAAUCAAAUUAUUAUCAGCAGCAGGGCUUUGAAAUAGAGAUGCAAACAGUUACAUGACUUAUAAUUAAUUGUCGAUUAAUUGUUUCAGAUGAUUAAUAAAGUUAAACCUUCUUUUAGCGUUGUAGUUUGACCUCCAUCCAGCAGAGGCGCUGCUGGCCAUCCUUAGAUCAUCCUUGACCCAGAAACAAAGAUGGCGGCAUAGCAUAGCACGAAAGAGAAACGACCCGAACACAGUCCGAUGUGACGCAAAACUAACUUUAUGCUGUUUUGUUUUGAAAUAUAAACACUAGACAAGCUUUUUAAGUUUCACCUCAAUAAAUUUUGUUUAGCCUAGUUGUUUUUUCUCAUUAAAACGACUUAUUUUAAGAUGUUUUUUCUGUAAAAAUUGUAUUUUUAUGUAGCUAACUUUGACUAUAUUCUCGUAAUUAAACAUAAAUUCUCAUACCCUAGUACUCCGUGGUAAUCUUAAGGGAUGAUUAAAACAUAUUUUCUAUCACUUGUAAUUUCUUUUUUUAGAAAAAAAGCGAGAAAAAACUAAUCGGAAGUCGGAUUUGAUAUGAAAAAAUCGGAGAUUUCAUUUUUAAAGCCAUAUCGCCCAGCCCUGAAGGUGCAUACUUUGGUUUCUGUAUCAGUUCUCAGGUCAUGAUGUGGCACAAAGAGGUGAGGAAAAAGCACAGGCAGGCAGAGAAAUGUUAGUUCCUCCGCCGUGAGGGAAGCACCAACCUCUGCAGAGACAAGCCUUGAAACACGCAGGAUUAUUUAUGGCAGCUACAACACCGCUGAGUGAGUACGUGAGGCUGAUCAAAAUUUAAUCCUGCAAACAACCCACAAGAUCCACAGCACAGGUAGUUUUCUUGGUUAUUGUCAUUUUUCAGUAGCUUUUAGUCACGUUGCAAGAGAAGAGUGGAGUGUAAAAGCAACAAUUUGGGCUGAAUGUAAAAACUGGACAGUGUGAAUAUUUAUUUCAAGGCUUUUUACGCAUUUUCAUGCUGUUAGUAGGAUUUUCAACAUUCCUGUGGUUCUUUUUUUAAAGUUAAAAUUGAAAGAAAAUUUGUUUACAAGCGGGCUGUUAUAUCGUUCAUUUCUCUUUUAAGAAUGAAAAUGCACUGAAAAACAAAUAUCUUGUGAUUUUUAUCAUUUUUACAGGGCAUAAAUGUGAUGGACUUUACAUGUCCAAAUAAAAGCCCAUCUUAAGCAGCAAAAGCUACAUGACAGAUAUUAUUUAACAUGUAAAUUAUUGUAUAAUGAAGAGGAAGUUUUAAGGACACUGGUGUUUGUUAUUGUUACUGUACUGAUACUUUCUUAAAGGAACUAUCUUAAAAAAAAUGUAGAAAAAAACUAACAGUUCCCAAUCCUGAAAUCCAAACAUCAAAGCUAUGGUAGUAGUGAUGGUAAAGACACAAGAUUUAGUCUUACUUUGAAUACUUUGCAGCAGAUUUCUUGACAUUUUUUAAUAUUAAAAAACAAAUUUCCAGAAUCCUCAGUAAUUAUAAUCCCAUUUUAAAAAUAUGAAUACUAAACAGUCAGGAAAAAAAUGGAGCCUGUGACAACCAGAGAUGGACGGAGGGAUGGAUGGAUGGAUGAUAUAUUGGUAGUCGGAUGGAUGGAUUGAUUAAUGGAUGGAUGGAUGAUGAGACAGAUGGACAAAUGGAUGUUCUUGAUAGUUGAAUGGAUGGAUGGAGGAGAUAUUGAUGUUUGGAUGGAUAAAUAGAUGUAUGGAUGGAUGAUUAGACAGAUUAAUUGAUAAAUUAAUGGGUGGAUUAAUGGACAGAUGAAUGGCUUGUUAGAUGGAUGAACAGAUGAGUGGUUGGAUGAAUAAUAGACGGGUGGAUGGAUUGAUGGUUGGAUGGAUGAUUACCCGAAUGGAUGAAUGGUUGGAUGAAUAAUAGACGGGUGGAUGGAUUGAUGGUUGGAUGGAUGAUUACCCGAAUGGAUGGAUGGUUGGAUGGAUGGAUGGAUGGUUGAAUGGAUGGAUGGUUGGAUAGAUGGAUGAAUAAUUAGAUAGAUGGAUGGGUGGAUUAUUAGACAGAUGAAUGAUUGGAUGAAGGAACAGAUGGAUGUUGGAUGGACGGAUGAACAGGUGGAUGGUUGGAUGGAUGAACAGGUGGAUGGUUGGAUGGUUCAUAAUGUGUUUCAGAUCCUCUAGAUCUCUUUGUGUGUUUUAGUUUCCUCAGAUUGAACUGAACUGAACUGGAUCUUUUCCAGUUCACCAUCUGAUCUCAGUAUGAGCUUUUUAAACCCAAAGCUAAAGAAAACAUUUGUUUCUUAAAUUACACCCUACAGGUUCUGACCCAAACUCUUACCUGGGUUGUUUUCCUUUAGUGCAGAUAAAAAAUGGACAUUCCUGAAUUUUGUGUUUUCGGGGUGUGUAUUUGUUUGUGAGCUUCACAGACGAGUGAAGAUGGUGGGACUGAACAGGGGGAUUAUGGGUAAUUAAUCUGAAACUGUGUCACUGAGAUGCUUCGGUUCUCUUUUAUGAUCUCAGUUUGUUUUCCCAAAUGACUCUGAACAAAAUCCACCUCCCACAGAGACUGUUUUUAAAAUUAUUUUUAUUUUUAUUUGCAUUCCCUGCUGCGGUUUCCUGGAAGCCGCUCAGGCUGUAGUUAUGGUGCUAAAGGUUUGAGUCCAUCAUGUGAGAACCAUAAAGUGAACCAUAAAAAGUGCUUGUUGUGGCAGGACUUGGGCAAGGCUGUACCUCAGAGACAGAGCUGGAAUCAAAAAGCCUUAAGCUGGUCGUGCCAGACUGUUGCUGUUCUGAUAAAUAAAAUAAAAACAAAAAUUGAUCAACAAGAAGGUGAUGAUAAUUUCAUUGUGGUAUUGUUACUAAAAUAAAGAGCAAUGUGUUUACCUGA
Xiphophorus hellerii (green swordtail) is the source of this 6560-nucleotide messenger RNA. RefSeq names its product XK related 7a (gene xkr7a). The transcript is spliced from 3 exons. Gene Ontology annotation, cellular component: plasma membrane. NCBI's taxonomy places the organism in Eukaryota, Metazoa, Chordata, Actinopteri, Cyprinodontiformes, Poeciliidae. Gene Ontology annotation, biological process: apoptotic process involved in development; engulfment of apoptotic cell; phosphatidylserine exposure on apoptotic cell surface. The record is from RefSeq and is a predicted model, not a curated record. Bases 1490 to 3184 code for a protein of 564 amino acids.